AUGUGGCUUUCUGUGAAUGAAAUGAAAAGCUGCCAAAAGAAAUCUACUCAAGGAGUUCAUAUGAGUAAUUUGCAAAAGUCAUCCGGGAAGGCGCUGUUUAACCUGAGUUGCAGCCAUCUAAACCUUGCUGAAAAGGAAUAUUUUGGACUAGAAUUCUGUAGCCAUUCUGGAAAUAAUGUCUGGUUGGAACUUCUGAAGCCUAUUACAAAACAAGUAAAAAAUCCUAAGGAGGUUGUUUUCAAAUUUAUGGUGAAAUUUUUCCCAGUGGACCCUGGACAUCUACAAGAAGAGCUUACAAGGUAUCUUUUUACUCUUCAAAUAAAGAAGGAUUUGGCUCUAGGAAGGCUUCCAUGCAGUGACAACUGUACAGCGUUGAUGGUAUCUCACAUCUUACAAUCAGAAUUGGGAGACUUUCAUGAAGAAACAGAUAGGAAACAUCUGUCACAAACCCGGUACUUACCGAACCAAGACUGUUUAGAGAGCAAGAUCGUGCACUUUCAUCAGAAGCACAUUGGCAGGAGCCCAGCUGAAUCUGACAUUCUGCUACUGGACAUAGCAAGGAAGUUGGAUAUGUAUGGCAUCAGGCCUCACCCCGCCAGUGAUGGUGAAGGGAUGCAAAUCCACCUGGCUGUUGCUCACAUGGGAGUACUGGUGUUACGGGGAAAUACAAAGAUUAAUACUUUUAAUUGGGCUAAAAUCCGCAAGUUGAGUUUUAAGAGAAAGCAUUUUCUCAUCAAACUUCAUGCCAACAUCUUGGUGUUGUGUAAGGACACCUUGGAGUUCACCAUGGCCAGCCGAGAUGUCUGUAAGGCUUUCUGGAAGACUUGUGUGGAAUACCACGCUUUCUUCAGACUCUCUGAAGAGCCCAAAUCAAAGCCCAAAACCCUACUCUGCAGCAAAGGUUCCAGUUUCCGCUAUAGUGGAAGAACGCAAAGACAGCUUUUGGAAUAUGGGGGGAAAGGGAGGUUGAAGAGCUUGCCAUUUGAAAGGAAACAUUACCCAUCUCAGUACCAUGAACGACAGUGCAGGUCCUCACCAGACCUCCUCUCUGAUGUCUCAAAACAAGUGGAAGAUUUGAGACUAGCACAUGGCAGUGGGUACUACCGAAAUGUGAAUGGAGUGCACGCAUCUGAGCCUGUGCUAGACAGUAGGAGGAGAAACUCUGCAGUAGAGGUGACAUUUGCAGCAGAGCUGGAGCGUUCCAAACCAGAGGCAGAUCCCACAUUGUUACAUCAAUCGCAAAGCAGUUCCUCUUUCUCUUUUUUUUAUACUGAUCCUGUCUUUAACACUAACCAUGAUCCUGACACUGAUUCUAGAGACUACUUUGAGGAAAGAAGUCCUCUAAGCUCCUUCCGAACAAGCUGUAAGUUUGCUGACAAUCACAUGAACACAUCUUCUGGCCUUGCAAGCAAAGUGAGUCCAGCAAAGAGGCUAACAUACACAGAUGUGCCGUAUAUUCCUUGUACUGGUCAGCAGGUUGAUAUUAUGCCUCCCCAAGUCUUUUUUUAUAUGGACAAACCACCCCAGGUGCCCAGACGGUCUCCAAUUAUGGUAGAGGAAAGGGAAAGGCUAGACAGCUGUCUAGAACCCACUGCAAUGAAGCCAGUCAAGAGAAGCCCAAGGAAUAUCAGAAUGAAGAGCUUUCAGCAAGACUUUCAAGGACUCAAAGAAGCUAGGGAUAGGACAAGUGGUAGGAGCAACAUCAACGUAGAUCUAGAAGACCCAGAUUUAGAAGAUGCAUUUGUAUGUAAUAUUCAAGAGCAACCCCCUAAACGCUCCCACAGCCAAUCAGACAUGAAAACUAUCCGUUUUCCUUUUGGGUCAGAAUUUAGACCUUUAGGGCCUUGUCCUGCGCUGAGUCGUAAAGCUGACCUAUUUACUCAUAUGUUUGCAGAGCAGGAGUUUCCAACAGUUCUAAUGGAUCAGGGAGCAGCAGAAAGGUAUGUAGCUAAUGAAUCCAGUGAUUCUGAAUCAGAGAUUCUUAAACCAGACUGUUACUCUUUGUAUGGUAAAGGAAUGAGGUCACCCAUGGCCAGAAUUCGCUUGUCUUCUGGUAGUCUACAGCUAGAUGAAGAAGAUGAAAAUGUAUCUUCCAAUACAACUGCUGAAGACAGGACUUUGUUAAAACCAAGUAAUUACUUUUUAGCUUAAAAGUGUAAACUCUGUGACCAUAUUUGGACCAGUUCUGUUACCAACUUAGGUAAAAAGAAGGAACCUUCUGCAUAAACCAUUUUCUUAGUUCCUAUUCAUUGGUAUUUAGGGAAUCUUCGAAGUUUAGACAUGUGGCUUAUGCAAGAUUCAACUGCUGCCUUGUUUAUCAACUUCUCUUCUAUUCCCGCUAAAAGAACUGUCGAACAUGCCCUCUCCUCAUUAGCACUGUGGUGAAGUGAGGUGGGUAUUUGUCAUCUCCAUGACACAUUUUCCCAUAGAGACAUUAUAAAUGAAGAUCAGACUCCUUAAUACUGAAGAAUGGUGACAGCAUGGGUUGGCAUAUAGAACUGGCUUCUUAUGUCAUUUAGUGAUUUAGUAGAUCGUGACUGUGUUAGUCAUUUUUGUUCUUAAAUAGUACUAUGACUAAAGGUUUCAGUCCUCAUUAUCUGUGUGGGGCCCAGUAAAAAUGGUCCUGUAACAUGUUAAGAAUUUCAAUUUUUAUAAGAUAUGUUAGGAGUAUCAUGGCCCUCCUGAAGCUCAGGAACAAGAUGUGCCAUAGAUUCUCUCAACAGCCACAAGUUUAUAAUUUAUCUAGGACUUGGCAGAAUUCUAAUCUUCAGAAAUGAAUGAAUUAAUGAAUUUCUAAAGCCAGAUAUAUGCCUGCUGAGGAUAUAAUAAUGUUUAACUUAUUACUUCUCUAUUCUUAACUAUCUAUUAUAUGUAGUGAAAGAGAAACGCUAACUGUUGGUUUGUUUAAUCUCCUGUAAAAUUUUUUUUGCUAUAUCUUGUUGCAUGUAUGCACGCAAGGAAAUGAGAUGAACAGUAUUUUAACAGAGUGACUAAAAUCCAUUUAUUAAAAAUGCUAUAAGUAUUAUGUUCGUUUCGUUUUAAUAAAUUUCAGGAGUGAUUGGUUUGAGCCUGUUACUAAGGAAAAGGACUGAAGAAGUGAAAGGAGGGAGGCCGGUGAAAAUGUAUAGUCAUGGAUAAAGAAGUGGUAGAAUUAGGAUAGCUGAAA
This is a messenger RNA of Myotis daubentonii (Daubenton's bat), 3166 nucleotides long. It is a transcript of the gene FRMD7, whose product is annotated as FERM domain containing 7. NCBI's taxonomy places the organism in Eukaryota, Metazoa, Chordata, Mammalia, Chiroptera, Vespertilionidae. Gene Ontology annotation, biological process: regulation of neuron projection development. Gene Ontology annotation, cellular component: cytoskeleton. Gene Ontology annotation, molecular function: guanyl-nucleotide exchange factor activity. The record is from RefSeq and is a predicted model, not a curated record.